CAGGCGGGACGUCACGUUCGUCGGGAGGCCUCGUCUCCCCAACGCCCCACAUCCUCAGCAUGACACCCACUUCGACACCCAUAAAAUCCCACUCAAACUCAACGUUUAAUCCUAAAUCCCAUUCAUCUUUCCCACCUAAAUCCCACUCUAACUCCACACACCCCCUCAAGUCCCCCUCUAGCUCCACUCUAGCCCACAAGUCCCCCUCCAGCUCCACUCUCCCCCACAAAUCCCCCUCCAGCCAGCCGUACACCCCCAAGGCGCUGCUCCAACGCUACAGCCUCCCCUUGGCCGUACGUCUACACGCACCCACCCCCACCCCCUCUGGGGUUGACCCCCGCCGCCCCCUCCUGCUCUACCGCACCUCCCACACCCCCAAGGUACGGGCGGAGUCGCUGCGGGUGGCCACCGAUGGCACAUACAUGAGCGUGGGGCAGCCGCUGGUCGUGCCUGAGUCCUACACGGGCUGGUUCAGUGUGGUGCAGGCCAGCGGAGGCAGCGCCACGGCCUACACCAGCAUCGCUGAGGUCAUCAGCACGCGGCCUGCAGCCUUCCUCACCCGCUACGACCUGCCAGCCUACAUCGCCACUAGAGAAGGUACUGCUAAGUACCACCAAGGCACCGUGCAGGGAGGGGAGGUACUGCAGCUGGUAGCUGUGGUCUCCUACCAGCGCGAGCAGUUCGCGCAGUGUCUCAACUACCAGCACCAGAUGGCGCUGGUGUCAGUGAACGCAGUGGGUAAAUUUUACCACACUGCUGACAAGAACACUCGUGACACGGAUAAAGUUUACCUUUUGACCCACCUUCUGCGAGCUUUCCAGUUACCCCUGACGGUAAAACUGGUGUGUGGGUAUAUGCCACGCACUCCAUGUGCCUUUACCGGCAUCCUACGGCUGCUGCGGUGUCAGAAGGAGUCUGUGGUGGUAGCCUGCACGAUGACGUCACAGGCAGAGGCAACCCUCAUGGAAAUGGACUUGUCCUCGAGCUUCCUGCUCUCCCCAAUCCUCGACCCCCUCUUCCCCAAGUCCCCGAUUUACCUCAAGACUUUAUCCUACUGCGAGGACGAAGCUACGGACUGGCAACGACAAAUUAAAGUCACCCACCAUGUCACGGAUCAACGAUCGCGUUCGUUAACACGUUCGUUCAGCGACAAAUUCGUGGACGUUCCGGCAUGCAGAUCCAUGUCGGCAUUUUCCACCCUGGACCGCGUCAAGCCACGUAGGUCCAUGUUCACCCAGAGCGUCACCGACACCAGCAUUGGUAGACUGGCAAGCAAAAUAAACAAGAUGAAAGAAUCCAGGAAGCGAGAAAGUAUCUCAGAGAAAUACAGGGAUAACAAUGGACUGGGCCAUUCGUUCGAGCAGAUCGUGUGCCCGAACACCAAACUUUUCGAGAAGCAAAGAUCUUUGUCGAAACAGAACACGUUCGUCCAGGAAAUUAAUAGGAAAAAUAGGCCUCUUCCAGAUACGAGCACAAAAACAACAACAACCAUUAUCAAUUUGAAACACAGUUUGAAUUCUCUGAGGAGAGGAAAGAAAAUCGGGAGUCGACCUCUUCCAACACCAUGUGAACUUCUGGUGACUCCGCCUGAUGACUCUCAACCAAGUCUAACAACUUACAAGUUUAUUAAAACCUCGAAAGACGGAAUUGAAUACUGCAGAGUUUCUGAUAAUUCCAGUCCGGCUCCUACCAGUCUAGGUCUUGAAGACUCAGACAUGGACGACGAUGGUCUUGACGAAGACACAGAGAACCUUUACUCUGAAAUAGAGGAUUUGAUGAGCAACAAAAUGGAUCUGGAUUUCAGCGACGAAGAAAGAGAUUCUGCUUCCUCUUCCAAUGGCAACAGCAGCAACGGAUACUCCAGUGAAACUAAAAUGACACGAAAAAAUAGAAUGUUUUUAAAUUUUAAGGGAACUGUUUCUCAGGAUGUUGCUAUCAAAGCCGAGGUUCAUUCUCGUAACCGUUUUGAUUCUCCCAAAUCUGUUGCUGAAUCUGAGGACGAUCACUACGCAACUAUCACACUGAACGAAGAUGACGACGAUAGUGAACAAGAUAUCGAUAAAAAUCGUGAUUCUUAUAUCCAAAAUAUGAAUAAAGCUAAUGCAUUUGACGACUUCCAAAAGCAGGAAUUGAAAGAAGCCGGCGCUGAAGAUUCGGUGUCGAUAAAAGGAGAUUGGUCCGAUAGCUUGGAGAAUGUCUCGGCUUUACCAAAUGAGAGCAAAAUACAAACUUUCGUUGACCAAAAAGGAGCAGUACGAGAGAAAUAUUUCACGAGGCAAAGAUCAAUCAACAUCUAUGAAACUCUCGAAGAGGCAGUGGAAAAUUCGAAGCACAAUUCAUCGACAAACGACAGCAAUCAGGACUCUGAUGAUGAAUUGAUCGGAGACUCAUCUUCACCCAGAGAAAGACCGCUGAAUGAAGAUUUGAAAAAAGUAAUAUUUCAUGAUAUCGAAGAUAGCGCCAUUCUAACGUCAAAUGAGCCCAUUGAUGACUCAAUCGCCGAUGAAGAAGCCGAAACAGAUUUGUCCCCAUCCCUGAACACAACCAUCACAAUGGUUGAAGAUGAGAGUCGUCCAGGAAGAACUAGCAUUUCCAUCACCGAAGCGCCGUUCGAACCUUCAGGAAACUCAACUCGCACAUUUCGCCCCGUUGCUAAACCGAGUCUUGGUUUAACCUCUGCGUGCAGCAUCGCUGAUUUGUGUAAUGCAGAUGAAGAAGAAGAUUACGAAAUUCAGAUGCGAGGAAACACGAUUCUAAUCAAAGUAUGUGACGAUUCCAGCGUCAGUCGAGAUACCUCAUUCGAUACCGAGAUGGAAAAAUCUAAUGACGACAUGAAACCUAAUUUGAAGAAGUGUUCUUCAGUUUCUAGCAUAAAUAUAUUGUUAGACGAUAAUGAAGAUUUUUGUACUCAUAGUGAACAUGUAAGAUCCGAGGAGACUUGUAACGAAAUUUCGUAUUUAAACGAGUCUUGCGUAUCCAUCUCUAUCAUUAACAGGCCAGAAAAUUUGACAAUCGCCAAGUUAAGCAGUGAUAUCGUGGAAGAAAUGUACGGAAAAGCUGAGGAGCCUUACAAGUCCAUAGGAACAUUGCUACCAAAUAACGAACUUCGCAUUAAUACCGAAGAAAAUCAUUUCGCCAACACGCCCACUUCUGAAAUGGACCAAAAGUCUUUAGAUUCAGGUAACGCUUCCGAUGAAGUGGAAGAUCAAGAAGACUCUUUUGAUGCAGAUUCUCUAGCAGACGAAGAAUGUGAAUCUCCACGCAUUGUUAAAAAGUACGAGGGUCUUUCGCAAGACUCUCGUGAAGAGAUUCACGAAGAGCUGAAUUCAGAUAAUGAAGAUACAUACGAUGAUACCAAUCCAGAUAAUGCCACAGAAUCGUAUGAUUUUACCUGUCCACAAGAUAUUGAAGAUGACAAGGAAGAUGGCGAGGAAAAGAUAUUUUCACUGACUACCCUGACCAGCAAGUACGAGAUUUCAAUAAUGGAACCAAUUUUGGAAGAAGACUCAUAUGACUCUGAAGCUAACGAAUCUUUCCCUAAUUCUCCCAGAAGGCUUGUUUAUCAAAACAUGCCACUCGCCAUAAAUUCAGAUGCAGAAUAUGUAGUUGACAUUAAAAAGUUCAGUGCAGAACUUAAUGUAGACUUGCUGAAGACUUCGGAUGGUUUUGAUUCUAGUCCUCAAUGCUCAAAUGAAAACCAAUACGAAAAUGUGGACCCACCGGCUCAGAAGGCCACAGCUGCAGAUAAAUUAAUGAAAUUUGAGACUUCUUUGACUGGUAAAUGUCGGUCUUCUUUGAAAUCCGUUGAGCCACUAGACCUCGAACAUCCGUUCUUGCUGGCCGAGGCCUUAAGUAAGGACUUUCCACCUACAAACAAUCGCAUGAGUAGAACUCUUCCUAGAAGUUUGCAAACUAAUUCCAGCUUCUGCUAUCUGGAAGAACGGACUGACCUUUCGCUGGCUCCACUUUAUCAAAACGUGACUCAACCCGAAGAACCUUCUUCCUCUGUGUAUGAAAACGUGACCCCGACACCUUCGCUAUGUUCAGCUGCGUUGUAUGCAAACACGCCUUCGCCUAGUGAUGAUAACAGAACUGUUACUUCGUUUUCCUACAUUUCUCUUUCUCCUCGUUCUCCUACAAGUCAAAUUCAAAACAACCAUCUUCCUGGAGUGCCAUUCCUACCAUCGAACCAUCCUUCAAGAGUUUCGGCAGACUUACCAAGAGACAGUUUGAAAUCUUUCUACAAUUCACCUUUCAGUCUCGACGGCCUCAAAAUAGAAGAAGAUGAGCUAUACAAAACGCCGUCGAAUAUGCUUACCGAGCGACCUAACAUACCUAUUACUGACCCCACUCCGCCCACGGGGACCAAAACAGAUGCUUCAUCUAGGAACUUGGAUGGUAGUUCAGAUAGCUACGACCAAAGUGGCUCUAGUUACUCAACUCAUCAUCGAAAAGUGUCAUCCUUAUCUUCGGAUUCUGGAUGUCUUAGCAGUGAUGAAUCAGAAAUUCCAACUAAGGCCCUUCAAACAGAUGAAAGUCCAUAGCCACCAUAAUAAGUCAAAGAGAAUAUAUUAUUAUUUAAGUUAAGGUCUAGCUUGCUCUGGAUUGUUCAUUUAACUGGAGCUUGCCUUUUUCUUCAUCUUGAAUUAUGUUCAGGUUACAGAUCCUUAUUUUCAUAAUAAAUGUUACGAUUAAGACAUAGUAGAAUAACUGAGCAUUCAUAUGGUAAUUUACAUCAUCGUAGACCAAAAAUAUAUUGGUAUUACGUUUCAGCCGUACGAUAAUACCUUGCGAUGGGUACUUUUUUGUAAGCAUGCAAUAGCCGUUUUUACGAUAACACUUUUCGAUAGUUAUUAUUUUAAUGAUACCCUUCGAAAGCCACUCACUCUUUUGAUAAACUUUAAAUGAUUUCGAUUCAGUGGGAAUUCUAGGCUUCGUUCCUUAACUGCCAUUUUAAGACAAAAAUGCGAUUGCUGUAAGAUCGCAAUAAUUUACUAUGCAGAAAAAGUUUCAAUUCCGAAUUUUCACAGUUUUUUCUACAAUUUAAACGUGUUAUCCAAUUUGAGAACCUGCACUUUCUUAACUGCCAUUGAAAGACAAAAAUGCGAUUUCUGCAAGAUCGCAAUGAUUUACCGCAUAAAAAAAGUUUCAAUUCCGAAUUUUCACAGCUUUUUGUACAAUUUAUACGUAUCAGCCUAUUUGAGAACCUGCACUUUUGUCUUCACUAAUUUUUAAAAUAUUACCUCUUUUGAUACAAUGUGAUUCGAUACAUCUAAAAAUUUUGUAUGGAAAUAAUGUCAUCGUGAUGAUACGGUGGAACUGAAGUAUGCUGACAUCACGCAUGCGUGCAGUGACCGCCAUCACGCGUGCGUGCAGUGACCGCCAUCACGCGUGCGUGCAGUGACCACCAUCACGCGUGCGUGCAGCGACCGCCAUCACGCGUGCGUGCAGUGACCGCCAUCACGCAUACGUGCAGUGACCGCCAUCACGCAUGCGUGCAGUGACCGCCAUCACACAUGCGUGCAGUGACCGCCAUCACGCGUGCGUGCAGUGACCGCCAUCACGCGUGCGUGCAGUGACCGCCA
Hyalella azteca is the source of this 5585-nucleotide messenger RNA. RefSeq lists its product as uncharacterized. Lineage: Eukaryota; Metazoa; Arthropoda; Malacostraca; Amphipoda; Hyalellidae. The transcript is spliced from 7 exons. The record is from RefSeq and is a predicted model, not a curated record. The coding region runs from base 60 to 4544 and encodes 1494 amino acids.